Guillardia theta CCMP2712 is the source of this 363-nucleotide messenger RNA. RefSeq lists its product as hypothetical. Lineage: Eukaryota; Cryptophyceae; Pyrenomonadales; Geminigeraceae. Gene Ontology annotation, molecular function: protein binding. The annotation marks the transcript as partial. The record is from RefSeq and is a predicted model, not a curated record. The transcript has a single exon.
CAGUCGAUGCUGCAGGAGGACAGCUUCGAUGCGGUUAUCCUCUCCAACAUCGAGCAGAAGGUCGCGUUUCUCAACCAGCGGCGCAAGGCCGAGCACAUCGCCGCCUUCUGCGGUGCAAGUGCGCGAGGAGAGCUGGAGAACAUGAAGAGAUUCCUGAGGAUCGGCAUCCACGUGGACGAGACAGACGCCAACGGCCGUACGGCGCUGCACAUCGCAGCAUGCGAGGGGCAGGUGGAGGCAGUGAAGCUGCUGCUGGGGCACGGAGCGAGCCCAUCGAUCAGAGACAACUACCACAACACGCCUCUCAACGACGCCGUCCGGCACUGCCAUGACGAGAUCGCCGGCAUCCUGCGGGACCAGCAA